AGAAAAUGUCAUCUUUCAAAGAUGGCUAAAGCAUGAUCAGUAAAUUAGAAAACAUAUACAUAAUAUUAGAUAAUAAUUUAUUUGACAGGAAGUUUUAUACAAUAGAAAUAUAGAAAUUAUUAGGAAUGUUAGAUCCUAAUAGUCAAACUCAAAAUGCUCCAUUUCAAAAUGAGGGAAAUAAACCUCGACCGCCUUCGGCAGAAUAUAAAUUUACUCCAGAUGAGAUGCGAGUAUUAAGAGAAUGUAAUACAGAAAGUUUUUUUCAAAGAUCGUUGCCACUAGGAACAUUAUUGGGUUUAAGUACUUUCUAUGGAGUAAAAGCCGGCUAUUUGAAACCACAUAUAAAAUGGGGACCUACACCAAAAGUGAUGUUAGCUGUUACGGCUGGAUAUUUCAUAGGAAAAUUUUCUUACCAAAGUGUGUGUGCAGAAAAAUUUAUGAAGUUACCUGACAGUCGGUUAGGUGAAAUAUUACGCCAGAGACGUAGAGGAGUAGUGCGCGAAGAUAUUGAGCCUGGUCUUGGAACUAGUAUGGCGCUUGCACCAUUUUCAUCAGUAUCGUCCAAUGAAGUAUAUUCUGAUUUACCCCAACAAUCAACAAGUUUGAACAUUGAUUCAAGUAGACCUAGUUAUCCUGGUUUAAAUGAUUCAAAUCGACCGUCAUUAGAUUCACCAGAAACAUCACGAUUUGAUGAUCAAGACGUGAAUGUACCAGCUGUUGGAUUGAAAACUUAUGAUGAAUUACGUAAAGAAAAUCGUGCAGAAUAUCAAAAGAAUCGUGGUGUAAAUUACAGGGGUAUUGUUGAGCCUACAACACCGCCUCUCGCACAAAGAAGAAGUCCAACUGAAUUCGAAACAGAUGUCCCACCAAGUAGUCUUACAGGGAAAAGGAAUAAAUAUGGUGACAUAAUGGAUUAGUCAAAUAGUGGUUGUCGUUUUAGUUAUUCAUGCAGCAAUUUUUAAAUAUUAAAUAAUUUUAUUUU
Chrysoperla carnea is the source of this 982-nucleotide messenger RNA. RefSeq names its product OCIA domain-containing protein 1 (gene asrij). The record is from RefSeq and is a predicted model, not a curated record. Gene Ontology annotation, cellular component: endosome. The transcript is spliced from 6 exons. The coding region runs from base 126 to 917 and encodes 263 amino acids. Lineage: Eukaryota; Metazoa; Arthropoda; Insecta; Neuroptera; Chrysopidae.